Lachancea thermotolerans CBS 6340 is the source of this 969-nucleotide messenger RNA. RefSeq names its product putative dimethyladenosine transferase (gene DIM1). The coding region runs from base 1 to 969 and encodes 322 amino acids. Gene Ontology annotation, molecular function: rRNA (adenine-N6,N6-)-dimethyltransferase activity. Gene Ontology annotation, cellular component: mitochondrial matrix. NCBI's taxonomy places the organism in Eukaryota, Fungi, Ascomycota, Saccharomycetes, Saccharomycetales, Saccharomycetaceae. The record is from RefSeq and is a predicted model, not a curated record. Gene Ontology annotation, biological process: rRNA methylation. The transcript has a single exon.
AUGGGUAAGGCUCCAAAGAAAAGUUUCUCGGGCUCAGGCAGCAAGGGAAACCAAGUUUCUGCCGAGAAGCAUCUAAAUUCUGUAUUUAAGUUUAAUACAGAUCUAGGCCAGCAUAUCCUAAAAAAUCCACUUGUCGCGCAGGGAAUUGUUGACAAAGCUCAGAUCAAGCCAUCAGAUGUUGUCCUUGAAGUUGGUCCCGGUACAGGUAAUUUGACUGUUCGAAUUUUAGAGCAGGCAAGGAAAGUCAUCGCUGUUGAAAUGGACCCAAGGAUGGGAGCCGAGUUGACUAAAAGAGUACAUGGCACGGCUGGCGAAAAAAAGCUUGAUAUUCUGUUGGGAGAUUUCAUGAAAACUGAUCUACCCUAUUUUGAUAUCUGCAUAAGUAACACACCAUACCAAAUCUCCUCCCCGCUGGUUUUCAAACUGAUUAAUCAACCUAAACCUCCUCGGGUGUCCAUUUUGAUGUUUCAGAGGGAGUUCGCUAUGCGUCUGCUAGCAAGACCUGGUGACUCUCUAUACUGCAGACUCUCUGCUAACGUCCAAAUGUGGGCGAACGUCACACAUAUAAUGAAAGUGGGCAAAAACAAUUUUAGGCCACCCCCUCAAGUUGAGUCAAGUGUGGUUAGGUUAGAAAUCAAGAAUCCAAGACCUAAAGUAGAAUUCAAUGAAUGGGAUGGGUUGUUGCGCAUUGUAUUCGUCAGAAAGAAUCGGACAAUUGCAGCAGGCUUCAAGUCUACAACUGUUCUUGAAAUCCUCGAAAAGAAUUACAAGGCUUUUUUAGCAACAACUGGAAAUGGCUCUGAUAUGGUGGAUGACACAGAAAAAUCAAUGAUUGAUGUUGUAAAGGCUAAAAUAGAAACCGUCCUAAAGGAGACGGGCUUGUCAGACAAGAGGGCGGGCAAAUGUGACCAAACAGACUUUCUAAAGCUUCUGUAUGCAUUCCAUCAAGUUGGCAUUCAUUUUGCCUGA